Aureobasidium melanogenum CBS 110374 is the source of this 1266-nucleotide messenger RNA. RefSeq names its product acid protease. Lineage: Eukaryota; Fungi; Ascomycota; Dothideomycetes; Dothideales; Saccotheciaceae. The transcript is spliced from 2 exons. The annotation marks the transcript as partial. The record is from RefSeq and is a predicted model, not a curated record.
AUGGCAUUCUCUCUUCUCAGUCGUCCCGGCCACGUCGGAUUGGCAUUACUACUGGCAACAGCUAUUGCGAAAGUCUCGUGCAGUGUGCAACCAUUGGUCAUCAGGCCAAGUGACGUCUGGGAUGGUCUGGAUGGCACAUGGUCCUCCUUCAAUUUGAGUGUAGGAGUUCCUGCGCAGGAAGUCCGCCUUCUCCCAUCAUGGCAGUCUUUCCAAACUCUGGUUGUGGCUCCUGAAGGGUGUUCGAUGUAUACUAAUUACAAUGAUUGUGUCAAUUCUCGAGGAGAAGUCUUCAACCUGAGUCAAUCGAGAAACUGGAGCUAUGUCGGCAUCUUCGAAUUCGGAAUUGAACAGAAUCUGAAUCUUGUCGGAAACGCAUACUACGGUUAUGACAGCAUUGUCCUGGACGAUUCGAAUCACACCACCGUCGAGGGUGCGACAGUCGGUGCCUUUGCCGUAUCGGACUUCUGGCUAGGAAGCCUAGGACUGAAUCCAAAGCCUACCAAUUGGUCUGAAACCUCGCAUGGUGUCAGUCUCAUGACGAAGCUUAAAGCACAGGGUGAUAUUCCUAGUAUCUCGUUUGGCUACACUGCAGGUGCUCCGUAUCGCUUCACUGGUGUAGACGGAUCUCUUACUCUAGGUGGAUACGACCAGAGUCGUUUUCAAGUCAACGACAUUGAGUUCGACUUUGCUUCCGACCCUGUCAAGGACACCAUUGUUGCGAUACAGUCUAUCACCACGCAAGCAGUAAACUCAUCGUCCAGUGUGGAACUACUACCUGCACCAAUUUAUGCUUCAAUCGACUCCACUGUAAGCCAAAUUUGGCUUCCUCUCGAUGCUUGUCAGGCUUUCGAACAACAAUUUGGCCUGAUCUGGGACUCUACGUAUAACCUCUAUAUUGUUAACUCAUCACUCCACGCCUCUCUUCUGGCUCGUAAUGCUAGUGUCAACUUCACGAUCGGCACUACGGCUUCAGGACUUCAGCAGACGACAAUCACACUGCCCUACGCUGCGUUUGAUAUGACAGCACAAUCACCGUACCAGGGAUUGGCUGAUAGAUCAAAUUACUUUCCCCUUCGAAGAGCGGCGAACAGUUCUCAGUACACGCUUGGCCGGACCUUUAUGCAAGAAGCAUACAUCACUGUAGAUUACGAGCGCGCCAAGUUCAAUGUGUCUCAGUGCGUCUGGCCACAGAACAUCGGCGACACUCCGGAAAUUAUCACAAUCGAGCCAGCUCCGUCAUCUCAAAACAGUGGGUAUAGUGGAGCU